CCAGCAAUCACUCACCAGCAAACAAGCCUACAGCACAGCUUCAUCCUCACUCCAACCUCAACUCAACCGCCCACCAUCAACAUGCACUUCACCACCAUCGUCGUUUCCAUCGCUGCCCUCGCCAUGGGCGCCUCUGCUGCCCCAGCUUCAGGCCCCUACGACCCCUUUGCCCAAGUCCGCCUUUACCCUCAGUCCGACUGCGAGCAGCCCAAUGUUGGCUACCUGAGCGUCCGACGAUCCGGCAUCAACAAGUGUGGUCAGCUCGACGGAACCUACACCAUCAAGUCCUUGAACAUUGAGCAGCUAACCGAGAAUGCCAAGGGAUGCACACUCUACACCUUCAGCGAUGGUUCCUGCAAGGAGGACCGCCAGGCCGUCUCCGCUGGAAGCUGCCACACUGGCGCCAAGCAGUACGGUAGCUACCUCCUCUCUUGCGAGUAG
This is a messenger RNA of Fusarium keratoplasticum, 441 nucleotides long. RefSeq lists its product as uncharacterized. The record is from RefSeq and is a predicted model, not a curated record. The transcript has 2 exons. Bases 82 to 441 code for a protein of 119 amino acids. NCBI's taxonomy places the organism in Eukaryota, Fungi, Ascomycota, Sordariomycetes, Hypocreales, Nectriaceae.